Molecule: messenger RNA, 830 nt
Organism: Cricetulus griseus (Chinese hamster)
Lineage: Eukaryota; Metazoa; Chordata; Mammalia; Rodentia; Cricetidae
Source: RefSeq, a predicted model, not a curated record
UAUGGUGUCCGCAACUGGAGACUAUUUCAGAUAAUAGGCACUGCACCAGUCUUCCUGCUCUUCUUCUACUUCUGGGUUUUGCCGGAAUCUCCACGGUGGCUCCUCUCCCAAGGAAGGAUAGAGGAGGCCAAACAACUGGUCCAGAAGGCAGCCUCAGUGAACAGGCGGCCCCUGUCUCCAGAGCUCCUGAGCCAGCUGGUCCCUGAGGAGACAGGGCCCUCAGGGAACACCCUAGAUCUUUUCAGACAUCCUCAACUCAGGAAGGUGACUCUGAUUCUCAUUGCUGUCUGGUUUGUGGACAGUCUGGUGUACUAUGGCCUCGGCCUCCAAGUGGGGGACUUUGGCCUGGACAUCUACCUGACACAGGUGAUAUUCGGAGCAGUGGAGGUGCCCGCCCGCUUUUCCAGCAUCUUCCUGAUGGAGAAGCUGGGUCGCAAGUGGAGCCAGUUAGGUUCUCUGACUCUGGCUGGUGUCAUGUGUGUCGUUAUCAUCUUCAUCCCAGCAGGUCUUCCCACAGUGGUCACUGUGCUGGCUGUGAUGGGGAAGUUUGCCUCGUCUUCUGCCUUCACCAUAUCCUACGUGUACACGGCUGAGCUCUUCCCCACUGUCGUCAGGCAAACAGGCAUGGGGUUCGUGAGCAUCUUCUCCAGGAUUGGCGGCAUCGUCACACCGCUGGUGAUGCUGCUGGAGCAGUACCACAAGGCGAUCCCCAUGAUCCUCUUUGGCAGCCUCCCCAUCGGGGCAGCACUGCUGUGUGCUCUGCUGCCUGAGACACGGGGCCAGACCCUGAAGGACACCAUCCAGGACUUGGAGCAGGGGUGUCCCCCACG